GGUGGCUGCUGCCUGUGGUAGCUGCUGCUGUCUCCAAGAGGCUGGAGAGCUUUCUCUGGGCCACGCCGGAUUGACAGAGCCCUUGAUCUGAUGUGCAAAGGGGAAAAAAACCCCUUAUUUUCCCUGCUGUCUGAUGCGGACGUAUGUUAUCGCUCCUUUUCCCGCGUGGAUUUUAUCAACGCUUUUAAACGCAGGGCUAGUUCACAUUGACGCAAGUCUUCUAGAAAAGCCUUUCAAAUGCACUAGGAGCGGAGCAAGCAAACGGCACCGAGCAGGGCUCCGGACUCGGAGCGGGGCAGGCACUGCAGGACGGGAAAGAGAACCGGCCCGAGCACUAGCCGAGGCCUCGGCGGCGGUGCCGGGCGCUCCGGCGCUGCCGCUUUAAGUGCGGGCGGGAGCGCGGCCCGGCGCGGCCCCGGGAGCGCGGCGGCAGCAGCAGCAGGAGGAAUUGUCAUCCAUCGCUAUCAAAAAAAACACCCUGUGAGUUUGUUUCAAGCUUUGUGCCUCAUCACUUGCUUCAGAUAAGCUGUGCUCCGAGUUCUCCUGGGGAAGGUUGGUGUCCUUGGGGAAGCAUGGCCUUCCGUGGCUGGAAGAGGCUGCUCCUCUUGGGCAGGCAGAACGCCCUUGGCAAGGUCUGGAGAAGCAGGAGGGGAGGCCCCUCUCUGCGCUGGAAGCGCUGCUGCCAUUGGAGCGCGGGCAAGUCUCUGGACCCCGAGGUGAGAGCGUUUUUGGAGGAGAACACCGAGGUCACCAACAGCGGGCACCUCACACCAGAGAUCCGGCUGCGCCUCCUCACCCCUCGCUGCAGGUUCUGGAGAGAAAAACCUGAUCUCUGGCCUUAUGGGGACCCCUUCUGGGCAAUUUACUGGCCGGGAGGCCAAGCCCUCUCCAGGUAUAUUUUAGAUAAUCCACAUGUGGUUAAAGGGCGAUCGGUUCUGGAUCUUGGAAGUGGAUGUGGAGCAACAGCAAUAGCUGCUAUGAUGAGUGGUGCAUCCCAAGUCCUUGCCAAUGACAUUGACCCUAUUGCAGGAAUGGCCAUGAUCUUGAACUGUGAACUGAACCACCUGAAUCCCUUCCCCAUCACCAUUAAGAACAUCAUUAAUUCAGAUGCUGGCAACUGGGACCUCAUAGUUCUAGGAGAUAUGUUUUAUGAUGAACAGCUUGCUGAUGGGCUGCAUCACUGGCUGCAGAAGUGCAUCAGGAUACACCAGACUGAAGUGCUGAUUGGUGACCCUGGCAGGCAUCAGUUUUUAAGCCACAGCAUUCACAGUCAGCUACACAAAGUUAUAGAAUAUUCACUUCCUGAGUGUACUAGACAAGAAAACUAUGGGCUAACAUCAAGUAUCGUCUGGAGUUAUCAACCCUCAAACAGCUUAGAAGACUCUUGAGCUGGCUUUCUAUGAGAUUUUGUCUCACUUGGUUGGCUUUUUGCAGGUAUAUAAAAUGAAAAUGGAAAUUAAGCAGGGAACGUUAUUUGUUAAUGUGAAGCAGAUUACUGUACCUUCAGUGGACUGAUUUCAAUCAUACUCACUGAGGCUUUUGCUCAAUUUGAGGUAAAAGCUACAUGCAAACUGUGUUCAAAGAGGUCUGCAACUGAAGUGCAGAUCUACAGACAACUUCCAUGUAAGAGUUUGCAUGCUUGACGUUUCUCAUGUAUAUUUGUGUCUUGCUGACAUUACUGUGAAAUGUUUUGGAUGUCCAGCAUACUGCUGUGGGGACAGGGCUGUGGCUGAAGGACUACUGCACUGCUUCCACAGGCUUUUGCAGCUUAUUUACAGAGAAAAUUAUUGCUGUCCUUCAUCAAAUUCUCCACUAUAUUAGCUCAUAAUAUGCUCAACUUAAAGUGCCUUGCUCUUUUUCUGGAUAUCUCUGAAUGUCAAAGUAACUAAUUUGAAUCUCCCCCUUUUCCUCUCUAAUAAAAAUUUCCUCUUCCUUGAAACUGCCAGAGUGAUUAUGUAGGAGUUGCACCCAAAUAUAAACUCUGCUUCUUGACUGCCAGCCAAUGUAAAAGCUUUAAUAAAUAGAAAGUGACUAAA
Molecule: messenger RNA, 2036 nt
Organism: Corvus hawaiiensis (hawaiian crow)
Lineage: Eukaryota; Metazoa; Chordata; Aves; Passeriformes; Corvidae
Gene: ETFBKMT
Product: electron transfer flavoprotein subunit beta lysine methyltransferase
Exons: 4
Coding region: 573-1388 (271 amino acids)
Biological process (GO): peptidyl-lysine trimethylation
Cellular component (GO): mitochondrial matrix
Molecular function (GO): protein-lysine N-methyltransferase activity
Source: RefSeq, a predicted model, not a curated record